Messenger RNA from Neocloeon triangulifer, 1310 nucleotides. RefSeq names its product polymerase delta-interacting protein 2 (gene POLDIP2). Gene Ontology annotation, cellular component: nucleus; mitochondrial nucleoid. Bases 113 to 1171 code for a protein of 352 amino acids. The transcript has 7 exons. Gene Ontology annotation, biological process: error-free translesion synthesis. The record is from RefSeq and is a predicted model, not a curated record. Gene Ontology annotation, molecular function: DNA binding. Lineage: Eukaryota; Metazoa; Arthropoda; Insecta; Ephemeroptera; Baetidae.
UCCCCUGUGUUGUUUUUGGUUCCGUGCGGCUGUCGAAGACAACUUACAAUUACUUAUUUAUAACUAGGAACAUUUUAUUUUGCAACCAACUGCUGACGAAAAGGAUGGAAGAAUGAUUAAGUGUCUAAUCAACAGUGUCCGCAGCUCUCGCGGCAUUUUGCUGCGGAUCCACUGCGUAGACGUCCCAAUCCAAUCGGCCAGAAAGUACUCGACGAGGUUGGCCGAGGUUGGAAAGUUGGAGAACCCAAAGGAAAAGGGCGCCUACGAGACCGGGCAGCUGUUUUUGCACAGGGUUUUUGGCUACAGGGGAGUGAUUCUGUUCCCCUGGUUGGCCAGAGUCUAUGACCGAGAUCUCAACAACAAAAAAGAAAAACCUGGAGACCCUGUGGAGAAUCUGAAUCAGCAACAGGCUUCGAGAGAAGUCAAAGGACGAACUCACACGUACUAUCAAGUUCUGAUUGACGCCCGCGACUGCCCAUACAUUAGGGCACAAACGGAAGCAGUAACGUUUUUAGGCCAUCAAGAUAGUGCACGUAGUUUGUAUGCAAUCCCUGGACUAGACUACGUUGCUCACGAAGACAUUCUUCCGUACACAGCAAGUGAAACAAGCACCCAACCUCCUUUACAGCAUGAACUCUUUGACAAGUUUCUUGCACCAGUGCCAAACAGAGAUCCUCCGUUUGGAGCUCAGCAGACUUUAAUUGCUUGGCAGCGAAAGAAUCAUCCUUGGCUGGAACUUUCAGAUGUACAUAAAGAAACAACAGAGGGUGUGAGGGUAACAGUGAUACCCUUCUAUAUGGGCUGUAGAAUUACACAAACAUCUAAUGUUUACUGGUGGCGCUAUUGCAUCAGGUUGGAGAAUCUAGGCCCUCUGCCUGUUCAGCUGCGUGAACGUCACUGGCGCAUAUUCAGUCUGUCUGGAACUUUGGAGACAGUGCGUGGUCGAGGCGUCGUAGGACAGGAGCCCCUUCUUUCGGCAGCCCUUCCAGCUUUUCAAUAUUCAAGUCAUGUUUCUCUUCAGGCACCCUCAGGACACAUGUGGGGUACUUUUAGAAUGGAAAGAAGUGAUGGAUACAUGUUCGAUUGUCGUAUUCCGCCAUUCAGCCUGGAAAGCAAACACGAGUCAGAGGCCCCAUCCAACAGUCCUCCAGCUCCAGCGACAAACCAGUGAGACUGACUGAGUUUAAAAUUAACUUGUUUCUCCUUUCUUGCUCCGAGAAAUCAAAUGUAAUAAUAAUAGAGAUAACUCUCAAAUAUAUUUGGCUUUGUCAAUAUUUUAAAUGGUAAGAUUAAACAAAAAAAGAGUAUCA